Molecule: messenger RNA, 1365 nt
Organism: Tetrahymena thermophila SB210
Lineage: Eukaryota; Ciliophora; Oligohymenophorea; Hymenostomatida; Tetrahymenidae
Exons: 7
Source: RefSeq, a predicted model, not a curated record
AUGGGUUCAUUUAAUUAUUUAUAAUUACAAGAAGAAAAAUUAAAGAUUAUAAAAUUUUGUUAAUUUAUUGAUUUAUUUAUAGGUUAUUAAUUAAGAUUAAAUUCAAGUAGGAUGAAUAUUGAUAAAUUUACUAAAGAAGCUUAAAAUGCGAUUGAAAGUGAAUAGGAGGAAGAAGAAAAGAUUUACUUGCAGCUAGAAACUAUGGAUUAAAUCUAUAAUUUGCUGCCAAAAAGAAUCAGGAAGGAAGAGAGGCAGUUCAAACAGGAUAGAUUUAAUUUAUAUAAUAUGGCAUAAUAGGAAAGCAUGGUUGAAGCAAACUUGAAGAACAUGAAGCCAUUUAAGAUAGAAGAUUUAAUUUUUCCAGGUGAAGAAUUUCUUAUUUAGCAAUGUAACGUAGAAUAAGGUUUCAGUAAUAAGGUUAUUAGCUUACCUUAAGGCAUAAACGAUCAAAAUCUUAUAAAAAUGAAAUUCAAUCCCAACAUCCCUUAUGAAAUUCAAAACUAUUACAAUAUAAUUUAUAAACCUGAUGAAAAUCUUGAUUACUUCUUUGAAGAAGAAUAAAAAAAUGUUGAUUACACGCAAAAACAUUUAUUGAAGCUAAAGCCUAAAUAAGAUUAAGAAUAUCUGUAUUCUCUAGCAAAACAGGAGAGACUAAGAAAGUUUAAUGUGAAAGCAACUAAUGAAUAUUAUUUAUAUACAGAUAUUCCACCAACAUAAGAAGAUAUUGAAAAAAGAGCUUAAAUUUUGGCCAAGCUUUUUUGCAAGUACAAUCUGAAGGAAACGCAAGAAAAAAUUAGAAAAAGAGAUGAAGAGAAAAUAAAAAUAAAGCAUCAUCAGUAGAUUUAAAUGAGUAUAAUAAAUAAGGUUUUAAAAAAUGAAGACAUCACUAAAGAAGAUAUUAAUAAAGCUAGCACUCAAAUAUCAAAUAUAGACUAAGAUGUUGCUGCUUUAAUCAGAGAGUAAAAAAGAUAGGAAAAAUUGGCCAAGCAAUUGGCAAAUUAACCACCACCAGCUGAAGAGAAAGAUAAUAAAGAAACUGAAGAAGGUCAAGAAACAAAGUAAGGAAUUUAAAUAUAAAUCCAGAGGAGCGAAUAAUUUAGGCAAUAAAUUAAUCUUAAUAAUAUCGGCGCUUCCUAAAUACCUUACAGCUAAGAUUUCGAAGAUUAAAUUAAGAUACAUAAAUAAAAAAUAUUCGAUUAUUAUAAUAAUAAGAUAAUGAAAUACUAUAAUUAAGGCAAAUUACAAAAAGCUUUAGAGCUAAAAAAGGAUUAAGAAUAAAAAAAGAAGGAUUUCGAAAAUAGCUCUAACCCAGAAGUAUUGCUUAGAUCUUUGCUCUUUAUACGUUAGACUAAAUAAAUUUACUGA